Branchiostoma floridae (Florida lancelet) is the source of this 2650-nucleotide messenger RNA. Its product is annotated as EF-hand and coiled-coil domain-containing protein 1-like. The coding region runs from base 697 to 2637 and encodes 646 amino acids. The record is from RefSeq and is a predicted model, not a curated record. The transcript has 8 exons. NCBI's taxonomy places the organism in Eukaryota, Metazoa, Chordata, Leptocardii, Amphioxiformes, Branchiostomatidae. Gene Ontology annotation, molecular function: calcium ion binding.
UCCGUCCCACGUGGGACUCGAACCCCGAACCACACGUCACGCCGGCGGGGGUCGGGUCUUAUCAACAAACACCAUGCAUGUGCAAAUGAGGGAUUUAUCAGCGGCGAUGGGCGGGUAAAGUUACGGUGCGCCUGCCGCCCCAGGCAUUGUGUCGAGCUUCCAGGUCAGGCAACGGUCUCGUCUCGCGGGCCUCCGCACAUCUGUCGGACUAACGGCUUCACCGGGACGCCUAGCCGGGCACUUACACCGAGGUUCGCGGACACAGUACGUCUUGGGACUCCAAGGAUUUGCGGUUGGAAUUUUUAGCGCCAGUUCUAACCGUCUCUGGCAGUGUUACAGCGGAGGAAAGCCACAGAGUGCGAGUAUCUUCUUACUGAAACUUUGUACAGGAGGACAACAACUUUUGGGCCGAGUCCGUUGCGGCGUGCGGUGUGUGUUGAAGCGCAGUGUGGUACCGUCCGUUCACUUUACAUUUGCAGCUGGCGUGAUUUACUGGAAACUUGUGGACAGCGAGCAGAGAUUUACAACGACUCGUGUGCGUUUAUUCGUAGGCCGGACUACAUUGAAUAUCUGGAUUUCAAAGCACGUCCACUUCAGUAGGCUAUCAAGAGUAAACAUUUGACCUACAUUCACAGAAGCGCUAUUUUCGUAUGAGGACAAUCUUCGUCUGAAGGUGACGAGCGUUAGCGGGACACCAUGGAUACUUGCUCGGACUACUGCGGGCUUCCGGCCCGAAGAACACAGUGGGUCGUGUCGGCGCUGGCCCACCACUACGGUUUCGAUCGCGGGGUUGAGAACGAAGUCGUCGUGCUAGCUACGGGGAUGGACCAGUACAUACAGGAGAUAUUCCACAACUUGGACGAGAAAGCGUCCGGGACAGUAGAACGAGAGGACUUUGAAAUUCUGUGCCAGAUUCUGGGACUCGAGACCAGGCUGUCCGUCUUCAACGAUCUUCCAGAUAUGAUAGACUUCAGGGUGUUCCAUUCCAAACUGUGCGAGUAUUUCUGUGCGAAGAGCGGGAACCAGGGCGAUACAUGCAGGCCACACGUCUGCAAGGACUCUGAACUGAUCGAGACAGAAGUGCACGUCAGGAGUCCCAACAGGAGAGAGGUGUCCUUGUGUCCAAAGUGUUUCUGUUCCAAGCCGACAAGGGAGAGAUGCCUGGGGCGACCGGUGGGGCAAGAAAGAGAGGAGAAAGGAGUCGGGUCAACAGAAGAACAUCUAGAGAAAGCUAAGAAGCGCGUGGUCCAGCUGGAAGAGGAGGCUGACUACUUGAGGGAGGUUGUGGAGGACUUGAGAGGCGCGCUUCAGACUAGCGAUGCCCGGUCUCUGGCCUUACAGGUGGCGCUGAGAAAGGCGCACAGGCACCACCCGGAGUGCUGCAUAGGGACUACGGCCAGAGUCACGACAGCGCUAGGGUCUCGGCGGGCGGAGCGGAGGGCCACCGGGGGCAGGGCGGCCAGGUCCCGCAGCGCGGACGGGAGAGGGUACGAGAGCUGGUCGCUUCCACGUCGCGGCAGGACCGCCGACAGGUUGCGGGCGCGGGACGACAGCACGGAGUGGAUGGCAGGUGAAGUGGCGCGGCUGAUCGAGGCGCUGCCGCACUCUCCCCGGGAGGUGGGCGCGAUGCUGCGCGAGCUGAAGACGAUCCGUGAGGCGAGGGACUCGCAGGUGGGAGAGGCCAUGGCCUGGGCUGAGAACCUGCAGGAAGACCUGGACGGCUCCCGGACCGCACUCCGGGACAUCCAGGUCCUGAACGAGUCACUUGUCCGACAGAAGCAGUUCAUACAGGGAGAGCUGGAGAAGGCGCGCACAGCCCUGCGGUUCGGGCUGGAGAAGGUGCGUGAUCUGGAGGCGCAGGCCACACAGGUGCCUCUGCUACAGGCCAAGGUCAUGGAGCUACAGAAGCAGCUCGACAUCUGCCGGGCCGGUCGUGGGGAGUUGGCCUCCAUGAAGGAACAGCUGACCUUGGAAGUGGGGUACCAUUCUGACCAAUCAGAGCGCAGAUCACCUGCAGGGCACUCAGAUGUCUCAACUCCUGACCAAUCAGUGUCAAGUGGAUGCAGUGAGGAACAGUUGUUCAGGGCAGUAGAGGGCAGAGCAGCCUCGGAUGACGGGAAUGCCUGGGUGGAGAAGCGAGGGAUGGAGGGAAUGGAGUUAGAGGAGGAGGAGGAUGUAGAGAAGAUGAGUAUGGAGAAGUUAGCGGCAUGUGUGGAGCAGCUGAGAUACAAACUGAAGGAUGCUGAAGGGGAGAAGAUCACAGUGGAGGAGCAGCUCAAUGAGUUCAAGAGCGAGGUGUUGAUGGAGCUACACGAGAAGUCAACGGACAUCGAUAAGAUGCAGCUGGAGCUGCGUUGCCUGGAGACUGAGAGGGUGCGGCUGUCAAUCAUUGAGGAGAAGCUUAUUGACAUCCUGGCUGUCAUGAGAACACUGCGCCUGAUGCAAAUCUCUCGUCGUUCGAUGGGAAAGCUUGUGUUGGACAGUGUUAACAGCAAUGACAAGCCACAACAAGAUGGCGAGGGAAUUAAGGAGUUCCUGUCUGCUCUGUAUGACAACUUGAAGCACUGUGACCUGCUGUUGUCUGGACAGGACUGUCAACACAACACGUCCAACAACCUACUGGCAGUGUACGGAUAAACAACGAUAAAAA